UGUUACCUUUAAUGUUUGGACUGUGGUAUGACUGCUACUGCAGCGCUCUACUGCCAUGCUCAUAGUAUUUUAGUUUCAAAAAACUUAGAUGCCCCUCGACUUUUUUUGUUAAAGUGAAGUCAAGUGCCCAUUUUGACUCUUUAAGCUUAUGGAGAUUUUUGGUGGAUGUGUUUUCCUUUAGCUGUUUCUGAACACUUUGUUUCUUUAACCAGUUCUAAUUGUUUACUUUCCGUUUGCUUUCUUUGAAAUUGAGGCUAGUUGAAUUAUUUUUUUCCUUAACACUGCCUUUGCUGCCUCCCAAAGAGUAAUUGAUGAGAUAUUGUCUAUAUCAUUAAGUUCCAAAUAGAGAACUAACUCAUCUCUGAGCGUAGCUUGAACUGCUGGAAUCCCCAUCAGGGAAGAAUUUAAACUCCAGAUGCUGGAGGAGACAGUUCGCCCCUCAUCCCAUUCCACCAUUACAGGUGCAUUAUCUGACAAAGUUAUAAUAUGGAUCAGACAAUCCAGUGCUCUGAAUGAUGCAUUGCUUGGGAUAAAAAAUAAUCAAUCCAAGAAUACAUGGGAUGAGGAUGGGAGUAAAACUUAUAGUCCGUAUCCCUCAGGUGUAUUUUUCUCCAAACCAUAUUCUUCACAGCCACUGAUUGGUCAGUCCGUACAAGUUUUUGGAAUGUCAACUAUUUUAAUCAUCUCUGAGAAUAAAAAGGUUAGCAGUUUGUGUAUGUUGUCAGUACAGGUCGCAGUGUGUCGGAUCAUCAGUGCAGCAGCUUCUCAACAGUUCAGACUGGUCUUCCCUGAUGUUUCCCAGCUGAUGGAAGUCUGGCUGGUUUUCCUUCAGGUGAUAACACUGCCUGUCUUUAGCAGGGAGCCACGAUGACACCAGAGGACAUUUUCAACACUCUGGAGGAUCUAAAAGUUGAUGAAUUCAAGGAUUUCAAAUGGUAUCUGAAGCUGCCUGACAUCCUGGAAGGCUACCAACCCAUCAAACAGUCCAGGCUGGAGACAGCAGAGAGACGGGACACAGUGGACCUGAUGGUGAACACCUUUACACUUGAUGGAGCUCUGAUGGUGACCAAGAAGAUUUUAGAGAAGAUCAAGAGGAAUGACCUGGUGCAGAGUCUGUCAGCCAGCAGCUCAGGACCAGAAGUGUCAGUGAGUGUCGGUGAUGUUGGAGAGACUCCAGAGAACAGAGGACCUUCUUCCUCUCAGAGUGAAGAUGAGAUUGUUCCAGUACCAAAGCCACAACCCAUCUCAUAUUACCAGAAAAUGAUUCAGUCAAACCUCGAGGAUCGGUUUAAUUGUGCACAAGAGGGGUGGGCACAGAGGAAGGAUGAGCAACCUCUGGUUGAUAUCUACACAGAGCUGUACGUCACAGCUGGGGGUGACGUUAACCUCAACAAACAGCAUGAGGUCAUUCAGAUGGAGGUGAAGCCAACAACAGAGGAAUCAAUUCAACCCUGUGACAUGUUCAAACCCCCCUCUGGUAAAGGAAGAUCCAUAAGAACAGUGCUGACCAAUGGAAUCGCAGGAAUUGGCAAAACAUUUCUUGUCCAGAAGUUUCUGUUGGACUGGACUAACAAAGAACACAAUCAAGAUUUGCAUCUCAUAUUCCCCUUUACCUUCCGCCAGCUGAACUUAUGGAAGGGUGAGAAGUUAAGUCUGACUGAGCUGAUCCAUAAAUCUAUCAGAGAGACCAAAGACAUUCAUGAAGAAGCUCUUAAUCACAUCUUUACGACUCUGCAGUCAUCAGGAAACACCAACUAUGACAAAAGUAAAUUCAAACUAGUGUUUGUUUUGGAUGGACUGGAUGAGAGCCGCCUUCAACUGAACUGUUCGACCAAUAAAAUCAAUGGAACAGACUUUGAUGUGACACAGUCCACCUCAGUGGAUGUGCUGCUGUCAAACCUCAUCAAGAGAAAUCUGCUUCCCUCUGCUCGCCUCUGGAUAACCACACGACCUGCAGCAGCCAAUCAGAUUCAUUCUGAUUUUGUUGACGUGGUGACAGAGGUCAGAGGGUUCACUGACCCACAGAAGGAGGAGUACUUCAGGAAGAGAUUCAGAGAUGAGGAGCAGGCCAGCAGAAUCAUCUCCCACAUCAAGACAUCACGAAGCCUCCACAUCAUGUGCCACAUCCCAGUCUUCUGCUGGAUCACUGCUACAGUUCUGGAGGAUGUGUUGAAGACCAGAGAGGGAGGAGAGCUGCCCAAGACCCUGACUCAGAUGUAUGCAGAGUUCCUGAAGUUUCAGAAUCAUCAGACAAAUGAGAAGUUUGACCAAAACAUGUGCAUUCUGUACAUUAAGACAUUAGCAAAACUGGCUUUCCACCAGCUGAAAAAGGGCAACCUGAUCUUCUAUGAAAGAGAUCUAGAAGAGUGUGGCAUUGAUGUCAGAGGAGCCUCAGUGUUCUCAGGUGUGUUCACAGAGAUCUUUAAAGAGGAACGUGGGAGGAGGAAUGAUGAAGUCAAAAUGUUUAGCUUUGUUCAUCUCAGUGUUCAGGAGUUUUUGGCAGCUUUGUAUGUAGAGAUGUCGCUCAUUAACGAAAACAAGAAUGUGAUGUCAGAGCUACCUCAAACUAUUGGCGAACAUGUGAGAAUGUUUUUCAGCAAAAAGUCUGUGACAGAGGUCCACAGGUUUGCUAUUGACAAGGCCUUACAGAGUCCAAAUGGACACCUGGACCUGUUCCUCCGCUUCCUCCUUGGUCUUUCACUGCAGACCAAUCAGACUCUCCCUCAAGGCCUCCUGAAAAAGAAGAGAAACUUACAGUCCAAUAAGAAAACAGUUGAGUACGUCAAGAAGAAGAUCAGUGAGAAUCUGUCUCCAGAGAGAAGCAUCAAUUUGUUCCACUGUCUGAAUGAACUGAAUGAUGGUUCUCUAGUGGAAGAGAUCCAACAGUACCUGAGAUCAGGAAGUAUCUCCACAGAUCAACUGUCUCUUGAUCAGUGGUCAGCUCUGGGCUUCAUCUUACUGUCAUCAGAAGAAGACCUGGACGUGUUUGACCUGAAGAAAUACUCUGCGUCAGAGGAGGUUCUUCUGAGGCUGCUGCCAGUCGUCAAAGCCUCCAAUAAAGCUCUGCUGAGUGGCUGUAAUCUGUCAGAGAGAAGCUGUGAAGCUCUGUCGUCAAUUCUCGGCUCCAAGUCCUGUAGUCUGAGAGAGCUGGACCUGAGUAACAACGACCUGCAGGAUUUGGGAGUGGAGCCACUGUCCGUUGGACUGAUGAGUCCACACUGUAAACUGGAGUAUCUCAGGUUGAGUGGCUGUAAUAUGUCAGAGAGAAGCUGUGAAGCUCUGUCCUUAGUUCUCAGCUCCCAGUCCUCUAGUCUGAGAGAGCUGGACCUGGGUAACAAUGACCUGCAGGAUUCAGGAGUGAAGCCGCUGUCUAUUGGACUGAAGAGUCCACACUGCAAAAUGGAGACUCUCAGGUUGAGUGGCUGUAAUCUUUCAGAGAGAAGCUGCAAAGCUCUGUCGUUAGUUCUCAGCUCCCAGUCCUCUAGUCUGAGAGAGCUGGACCUGAAUGAUAACAACUUGCAGGAUUCAGGAGUGAAGCUGCUGUCUGUUGGACUGAAGAGCCCACACUGCAAAAUGGAGACUCUCAGGCUGAGCAGCUGUAAUCUGUCAGAGACAAGCUGUGAAGCUCUUUCCUCAGUUAUCAGCUCACGGUCCUCUCAUCUGAGAGAGCUGGACCUGGGUAACAACGACAUUCAGGAUUCAGGAGUGAAGUUGCUGUGUGUUGGACUGAAGAGUCCACACUGUAAACUGGAUACUCUCAGGCUGUCAGGCUGUCUUAUCACAGAGGAAGGCUGUACGUCUCUGGCCUCGGCUCUGAGAUCCAACCCCUCCCAUCUGAGAGAGCUGGACCUUAGCUACAAUCAUUCAGGGGACUCAGGGGUGAAGCUGCUGUCGGCUGGACUUGAGGAUCCAGACUGGAGACUGGACACUCUCAGGGUGGAACAUGGUGGGGAGCAGAGGCUGAAACCUGGUCUGAGGAAGUAUGUCUGUGAACUCACAGUGGGCACAAACACAGUAAACAGACGCCUCAAACUGUCUGACAACAACAGGAAGGUGAAAUAUGUCAGAGAGAAGCAGCCAUAUCCUGAUCAUCCAGAGAGGUUUGACUGGCCUCAGCUGCUGUGUGGAAAUGCUCUGACUGGUUGCUGUUACUGGGAGGUCGAGUGGAGAGGAGAGGUUCAUAUAUCAACUUCAGUACAGCCGUCACCACAGUCUGACACCAGAGAUCCAGUGACGUGAUGACCCUUCCUUCUUCAGGUUCCUUGGUCAGUAACAGGAAGUGGUUGACGUGAGCUGGUGCAGAGCAGC
This is a messenger RNA of Acanthopagrus latus (yellowfin seabream), 4308 nucleotides long. Its product is annotated as NACHT, LRR and PYD domains-containing protein 12-like. Bases 868 to 4239 code for a protein of 1123 amino acids. Gene Ontology annotation, molecular function: protein binding. The record is from RefSeq and is a predicted model, not a curated record. NCBI's taxonomy places the organism in Eukaryota, Metazoa, Chordata, Actinopteri, Spariformes, Sparidae. The transcript is spliced from 11 exons.